AGAGGCAAUCGAUGUGCGCAAACGCAUCAGUGUGAUCACCUGCGGCAGAGCGCCCGCACCGUCAGUAGCAAUGGGGUCCUUGAUGAAGACGGUCGUGCUCCUGUGCGUCAUAUCCUCGGUGUUAUGUACGCCGUUCAUCAAUAAGCUACAGCCAGGACAAGAAUGGCCUACUCGUAGCUCAGUUAAACAACCGUAUCAUCAAUUCGAUGAGAUUGAAAAUGGGACAAUAUCAGACACAGUUGCUACUGAAGUCGUAGCUCAGGAAGAAAAGGCGCCUGAAAACAAUAAACCUAAGGUUAAAGAAGAUGACGCAGAGAGAAUAGACUACAGCGGAGCCCAAGUUUGGAAAGUAUCAACAAAGAAAUCAAACGCACACCGUGUUAUUAAUCAACUCGCGUCCGAGAAACUCAUAGCAUCAUGGGGAGGCAACCACACAUCAAUAGACAUUCUUGUGAAACCGAAAGCCGUAGAAAACGUAACUGCAACCCUAAAAAAUAAGGAUAUUGCGUAUUACAUCAUGAUUGAAGACCUGCAACAAAGAAUCGACGAGGAAAAUCCACCCUUAGAUGAAAAUGAACUGGAGUUGCAAGACAGACGAGGUCAUCGCAUGACAUGGAAGCAGUAUCAUAGACUGGAAGAUAUUCACGGUUUUUUGGACUACUUGGCAAAAACGUAUCCUUCAAUCGUUAGCGUCAAUAGUAUAGGAAAAUCUCACGAAGGCCGCGACCUCAAGGUAUUACGCAUUUCAGACGGCAAAAAGACUAACAAAGCAGUGUUUAUUGACGGCGGCAUCCAUGCGCGUGAGUGGAUCAGUCCUGCUGUCGUCACAUACUUCAUUAACCAAUUUGCCGAAAACUUUGAUGUCGAAUCUGACGACAUUAGGAACAUCGACUGGUACUUCUUACCGGUUGUGAAUCCAGACGGUUACGAAUAUACGCACAAGACGGACCGUCUCUGGCGUAAGAACAGGAGAGGAUUUGGUGGCUGUGCCGGCGCAGAUCUCAACAGAAACUUUGGAUAUCAGUGGGGUGGUAAAGGAGCGUCAAGAUAUCCGUGCAGUGAAAUCUACCGCGGAAGCGGGCCAUUCUCUGAACCAGAAUCUAAAGCUAUUGCUCAAUUCUUUAAAAGCACUGGGGCAGACUUCUCCGCAUACUUGACAUACCAUAGUUAUGGACAGUACUUGCUCUACCCAUGGGGCUAUGACAAUGCAUUGCCACCAGACCACAAGAACCUUGAAACUGUGGGCAAGAUGAUGGCUCAGGCCAUACAAAAGACCGGAGGAUCAGAAUACAAAGUGGGUUCAUCAAGCGGGCUGCUUUAUCCAGCUGCUGGUGGCUCAGACGACUGGGCCAAAUCAUUAAACAUCAAGUACACUUACACAAUUGAAUUGAGCGACACUGGCCGCUAUGGCUUUGUGUUGCCAGCGUCAUACAUUGAGCCCGUUGCUAGGGAAAACUUAGCUGGCUUAAGAGUUCUAGCAAGCCAAGUGAACAAAGAGUAAUAUUAAUUAGCCUAAGUAAAAAUAUAUUAUUUAUUUUAAGUUAGCAUUCCUAAUCAUGACAUGAAUGUACAAAUGAUACUUAAGUUGUCCUUUUAAAAGAUGGGACCUUUGAAAAUGUACUAAAAAAGAUGAAUAUAAGACUGUUCAGCAGUAAUAUUUAAUUAAAUAAAUGUCUAUGAAAUCUUU
Messenger RNA from Helicoverpa armigera (cotton bollworm), 1687 nucleotides. It is a transcript of the gene Mf-cpa, whose product is annotated as carboxypeptidase B. The transcript has 9 exons. The record is from RefSeq and is a predicted model, not a curated record. Lineage: Eukaryota; Metazoa; Arthropoda; Insecta; Lepidoptera; Noctuidae. The coding region runs from base 71 to 1501 and encodes 476 amino acids. Gene Ontology annotation, biological process: proteolysis. Gene Ontology annotation, molecular function: zinc ion binding; metallocarboxypeptidase activity.